This is a messenger RNA of Stegodyphus dumicola, 3036 nucleotides long. RefSeq names its product phosphatidylinositol-3-phosphatase SAC1 (gene Sac1). The record is from RefSeq and is a predicted model, not a curated record. Gene Ontology annotation, molecular function: phosphatidylinositol-4-phosphate phosphatase activity. Gene Ontology annotation, cellular component: endoplasmic reticulum. Gene Ontology annotation, biological process: phosphatidylinositol dephosphorylation. NCBI's taxonomy places the organism in Eukaryota, Metazoa, Arthropoda, Arachnida, Araneae, Eresidae.
UGUAGUAUAAUACGUACGAGGAGUAGGUGGUAGAGGGUGUGUUUUCCAUUCAACCGGUUAAAUAUCCGUCGUGUAAUGUUUGUUUGAAAUUCGUGUGUUCUGCAUUUCUGGAAAAUAAUAUGAGUUCUGGGGCGGUUCAUGAAAAUUUAAUUUUAUAUAUUACUCCAGAAAAAUUUCUCAUUGAACCUGUUGGUGCCUUUGAUGAACUUCUAAUCAUUGACAGAGCAUCUAGAGAAAUCAAUCUUCAGCGUAACCAAGGGCAAAUUCCUCCUAGUGCUAUUAGCCAGUCAAUAUGGGGCAUUAUGGGAACUAUACAUCUAAUUGGAGGUCCUUAUUUAAUUGUAAUUACCAAAAAAUCUCUUGUUGGAAACAUUUGUGGACAAUCAGUAUGGCAAAUCACAGAUACUGAUGUUAUACCAUAUGCCAAAAGUAUGUUGCAUUUGACUGAAGAACAAACACAUUAUAACAAGCUAUAUCUCUCUAUGGUGCAGUCUGUCCUACGAACACCAUACUUUUAUUUCUCUUAUACAUAUGAUAUAAGCCAUACAUUACAACGGCUUCACAACACAAGCCCUGAUUUUGUUCAAAUGCCUUUAUUUCAGAGAGCCGAUCAGAGGUUUAUUUGGAAUGCUCACUUAAUGCGUGAUUUUCUUGCUCAACAAGAAUUGCAAAAUUAUUGGCUCCCUGUUAUACAUGGAUUCGUUGCAAUUAAAAAUUGCAGUAUAAAUCAAAAAGCUUUUACUUGGACUUUAAUAUCACGUCGAAGUGUUUUUCGGGCUGGCACUCGUUUCUUCAUGCGUGGCUUGGAUAGUGAUGGACAACCUGCAAAUUUUGUGGAAACAGAACAGAUUGUUGAGUGUGAUGGCUGCAAAAGCUCUUUUGUUCAGACUCGGGGCUCUAUUCCCUUAUUUUGGAGUCAACUUCCUGAUCUGAGGUAUAAACCACCACCUACCUUACUUAAUUACAAUCAUUUAGAUGGAUUUCAAAGGCAUUUUGACAAUCAGAUAUUCAAUUAUGGACAACAAGUCAUAGUAAACCUAAUAAAUCACAAAGGACCUGAAAAGAAAUUGGAAACAGCUCUUGCUGAUGUAGUAAAUUCGUGUGGGAACUCCAAUAUAAAGUAUGAAUCAUUUGAUUUUCAUCAUGAAUGUAGGAAAAUGCGAUGGGAUAGGUUAUCAAUAUUGAUUGAUCGUGUACGCCAAGAUCUCAUUGAUCAUGGUUAUUUUAUGAUGCUUCGUGAUGGGAGUGUCCCCUGUCAACAAGAUGGAGUUUUUCGAACGAAUUGUAUUGAUUGUUUGGACCGUACAAAUGUAGUUCAGUGUCUUCUAGCACGAGAAUCACUACAACUUCAACUCAGAAGACUUGGGGUACUAAAUGAAGGUCAAAAAGUAGAAGACCAAUCACAUUUUGAAAUUAUUUAUAAGAAUGUUUGGGCAGACAAUGCUGAUGUUUGCAGUGUGCAGUAUGCUGGAACUGGAGCUUUAAAGACUGAUUAUACCAGGACUGGGAAAAGAAGCAAACAAGGUCUCUUGAAAGAUGGGUGGAAUUCUUUAAUUCGUUACUUUAAAAAUAAUUUUGCUGAUGGAUUUCGUCAAGAUUCAGUUGAUUUGUUCCUAGGAAAUUACCAAGUUGAUGAAAGUGAAGGUGUUUCUAAACCUUGUCCAUUAAAAGACAAAAAAGAUAUCAAAUAUUCUGCACUUCCUAUUGUCUUGUUAAUUGCAAUUGCAAUGUGCUUUCUGUCAUUGAUUAUACCAUCAGUGCAUAGCUCUGAAACAUUUAUGUUUAUCCUCUUUUGGUUUGGAAUGGUUGUUGCAUCUGCAUCUGUAAUACUGUAUUAUGGAACAGAAUUUGUGGAUUAUCCUAAGCUCCAGAACCUUAGGGUAUCUCAAUUAAAAUUCAUACCAUAAUGCUGACCUCAAGAAUAGAAUCCUGGUUACAAGAAUAGAGAUUAUUCCAACUGAGAGAGCUAGCUGAGGAAAUAUAUCACUAGAAGAUAUAUUUUAACUAAUGGCUGUAGAUAUUAAUUCAGAUCUAAAAAAGUAAUAAUAUUUUGAGGCUGAGUAAAGCAAAGAUUUACUAAUUGUCUUUCUAAGUAACAAUGAAGAAUAAAGAAUGAUUUUGAAUGUUUUAAAUAUUUUAUAGGAGAAUCGUCAACUGGAUGAUUACCUUUUAAAAACAUUUAAUAUUAUUAUAACGUUCUUUUAAACUCGUUCCCCCAUAUUUAAGGAACUCUUGUUAAAAAUAUUUGUUUCAUUGGCUAAUGGUAUGGAUAAAAUAAGAAUGCUUCGAACUAGAACGAUCAUUAGAAUUGUAAGAUCGCGAGUGCAUUUUUCCUUGUGAUUAUUGCAUAAUAUUUUUGUCUGAUUUAUUGAUUCAGUGCUGUGAAUUGGAUAAAUGAAGGAAGCUCGAGAUUCUAAAAGUUUCAUCUUGUGAGAAAAAAAUAUUGUGGUAUUUGCUCAGUUUUUCAAUGUGUGAACGUAUAGAAGCAAUCUGGAUAAUACUGAAUACAUGUAUAAAUGAAGAUAUCGGUACGCAUGAUUAAAUUAAAUAUGCGCAUAUACACCUAGAAAGAUUCAUGUCAGUGUUCGAAAUAGCAGUAAAGAAAAUAAUUUCUUCUGUAAUUAUUAAAUCGAAAGAGAUUGCGGUGUUCAUUAUUUUGAAUUAUUUUGCAUAUAUUCCGUUAACUUUCUGUAUGUUGCUUGCCUUUUUAUGGUCAUAUUACCGGUUUUGUAUAUUUAUUUAUCAAUGUUUAAUUACAAGUGUUGCUUUUAAAUCCAGAUUGUCAUUUAACUUCCUUUAUUAGCAAAGCCAAAGAGGUUUAGAGUUAAUAUGCUUUUAUUUGAAAUAUGUAUAAUUGUUAUAAAGAAGUAAACAUCUAUUUUGUAACCCGUUAUUAAUAUUUCAAUGAAAAUUACCAGUAAUAACAUAAUCACUGGAACCCAAACUGUACUGAGUUACUUCAGUUUUCAAACUUAACUGUAUUUAUGUAAAUUUAUGUGGUAUUUAAUAAAUUUUGAUACUGUUUUUGCUGAUUUA